This is a messenger RNA of Argiope bruennichi, 3541 nucleotides long. RefSeq names its product transcriptional enhancer factor TEF-1-like. The transcript has 11 exons. Lineage: Eukaryota; Metazoa; Arthropoda; Arachnida; Araneae; Araneidae. The record is from RefSeq and is a predicted model, not a curated record. The coding region runs from base 128 to 1291 and encodes 387 amino acids. Gene Ontology annotation, cellular component: transcription regulator complex. Gene Ontology annotation, molecular function: RNA polymerase II cis-regulatory region sequence-specific DNA binding; DNA-binding transcription factor activity, RNA polymerase II-specific. Gene Ontology annotation, biological process: hippo signaling; embryonic organ development; regulation of transcription by RNA polymerase II.
GAAUGACCUGUCGUCUUCAGAUGCAGAGGGUGUCUGGAGCCCCGAUAUUGAGCAGAGCUUCCAGGAGGCCCUCGCUAUAUACCCACCAUGUGGCAGAAGAAAGAUCAUCCUUUCGGACGAGGGCAAGAUGUACGGGCGAAAUGAGCUGAUCGCCCGCUACAUCAAGCUCCGUACGGGCAAGACGCGCACCCGCAAACAAGUCUCUAGUCACAUCCAAGUUCUCGCCAGGAGAAAGGCCAGGGAGAUACAGACGAAACUAAAGGUGAAUCAGGAUCAGACUUCGAAGGAAGCCGCCCUGCAGUCGAUGUCCUCCAUGUCGUCCGCUCAGAUCGUCUCUUUGUUUUACUCCCAGGAUCAGGCUGCCAAGGAGAAAGCGCUGCACUCCCUCACUUCGGCCCAGAUUGUGUCUGCCUCUGCCAUCCACAACAAGGCUGCCUCUCUUGCGUCCCUCGUACAACCCGUCAAUUAUGCCGGAACACCUUUCUGGCAACCAGGUAUCACACAACCAGGGACAUCUGAGGAUAUCAAGCCAUUUGUGAGUCAGCCCUAUGGAAUGGGACCGAAGCCUCCUGCUGUUCCUGUCUCUGGGGUCGACUUGUUGAACACGCCGUCACUUCCUUCAUUUGAGGGACGGGCAAUCGCUACCCACAAGCUGCGGCUGGUUGAACUGUCUGCCUUCAUGGAGCAACAACGUGAUCCAGAAAAUGUAAAGUAUCACAAACAUUUAUUUGUACAUAUAGGAGGUUUGCCCAGUUAUACAGACCCUCUGCUGGAGGCUGUAGAUAUUAGGCAAAUCUACGACAAAUUUCCUGAAAAGAAAGGAGGCCUGAAGGAGUUGUAUGACAAAGGUCCUCAAAAUGCUUUCUUCUUAAUCAAAUUUUGGGCUGACCUUAAUACAAAUAUCCAGGAUGAGGCUGGGGCAUUUUAUGGAGUCACUAGCCAGUAUGAAAGUAAUGAAAAUAUGACUAUUACAUGUUCGACAAAAGUUUGUUCAUUUGGAAAACAAGUUGUAGAAAAAGUUGAAACAGAGUAUGCUCGUUUUGAGAAUGGCAGGUUUGUCUAUCGAAUCCAUAGAUCACCCAUGUGUGAGUACAUGAUAAACUUUAUCCAUAAGCUAAAACACUUGCCAGAGAAGUACAUGAUGAAUAGCGUGCUAGAAAAUUUCACAAUAUUACAGGUGGUGACGAAUAGGGAUACACAAGAAACCCUUCUAUGUAUUGCCUAUGUAUUUGAAGUUUCAACAAGUGAACAUGGGGCACAACAUCACAUCUAUCGACUUGUCAAAGACUGAAUAAAACAAAAACAGAACUCAGUAUUUCAUUUCGUCCACUGUCAUUUCCCUCGAGUGCCUAACCAAUUGGCUCAUGGCCGUGUACAUAAAAAAAAUCAUCCAUUUCUAAAGACAGACAUAGGAACGCUUAUUUUUACAUGUUUAGGACAUCUGUGUUUUUAUGACUAUGUCUCAUUUGUUUCUCCUUCUGCUGGCAGCUGUAUUUCAGCUGUUCAGUCAUUCAUGAUUUUUGACUGUUGAACGUGUACAUAUUUUUAUAUUAGAUUUUUUUACUUCAACAUUUUUUUAGGCUGCUUGGUCAGAAUUUGAAAAAAAAAAAAAAAAAAAAAAAAAAAAUUCUCCCACGUAUCAAAAAUUGAAUUUGUGGCAGCUAUUUCGGUGAAUGUAAUGAUUUUUAUAAAUUAUAAAAAUUUCUCAUUUGCUGGGCCAUGUUCAAUGGUCAUUUAUUGAUAUUUUAAUAUGUUUUAUUUAAGGGUGUUUGUGGUUAUAACCAGAUGAAAUGCAACCCUUUUGUUAAAAGAUGAAUAUUUUUUUCCUCUUUGGAAAAUUGAUGUCAAAAUUGAAGAAUAGCAAAAUUGUUUUUAAAUUUUUUAAAAAUCAAAUAGAUUAAUUUUUUAAAGAGGUCCAGGGCUGUACUGGUUAAAAGUAAACUAUGAAUAUGCUCUGUAUUAAUUGUUAUAGUAUUAGCCUUUUUAAUUGGAGAAUUAAUAUGCAGUUGGAAAGUUGAUAUCAAAAUUGAUGAGUAAAAAUUCAUUAAUUGAUUUUUGAUGAAUGAAAUUUACUUAUUGUUUAAAAAAUACAGUCAGGCUUUACAUAUUGGCAGUAGUCUGUAAGUAUGUGCGAUAUUUAUUAAUUGUUAUUGAUUAGUUGUGCAUUUUGUUAAAUUCGUUUUUAAAUUGAAACAUUUCCAAUUUUAAAAUAAUGUAUGUUUAAUCAAGAUUAUUUAAAAUGUGUGGAAUUACAUUUAUUUUUAUUCCUUGAUUAUUUUUUUAAUAAAGUAAAUUAUUGUUAAAUUAAAUAUUAGAAAAUUUUAAUCAUAAAGUUUAGACAUAAAUAUGACAUGAAACAGCAAUGCAUUUUAAAAUUUGUAAAAGUUAUAUAAUCUAUGUUUUUAAUAGUUAAGUUUACUAAAACAUUGUUUUAAUGCUUUCCCCAAUUGAAUUAUUAUGAACCUAAUUUUGUUUGAAUAUUUCCAUGCUUUCAUUUAUUUUUCCUUAUAUAAAUAGCAUGAAAUAUUCUGUGUUUUAGUUAUAUAAGACUCAUGAUAUUGUAUAAAUAGCAUGAAAUAUUCUGCGUUUUAGUUAUAUAAAGCUCAUGAUAUAAAAUAAGCAGCCAAAAAUGUUGUACUUUUGAGGAAAGAAACAGCAUUUUUUAAAGAAUAGUUGCAGAAUAUUUCUAACAUUAAUGUAUUUGAAGGAGAAAUCAGUUGAAAACAUUGAGGUUUUGAAAAAUUUGUUUCAUUUUUAAGAUGAAAGCAAAAUUAUUUGCUUUUAUUUCGAUUAACUUUUAAAGACAUGUAAUGAGAAGCUUCAUGGUUUUAGAGUCUUGGACCACUUUCAUUUUUAUCAUUUGAAAAUAAAUCAAAAUGUGUAUCAGUUUAACUUUAAAUAAAAUUGUUCUUGCAGUAUCAUAUUCCACAACCACCCAAUAUUCACAAAAAUAAGAUCUUAAAUAACAAAAGUGUCAAGUUUUAUACUGAAGGAGCACAAAAUAAACCAGAGCUACGAAUCGAACUCAGAAUUUUGUGGAUAAUUAAUCUUCAGAAUUGUGUUUGCUUCCAGCUUUUUAUGUGUGUAAAAAAAAAAAAAAUAUUGUUUUUGAUUCAAUGUUUCUACGAAACAUUGAUUUUAUAGAACAGCCAAAACUACAAUAUAUUGCCAUAAAAUGUCCAGAUAUUUGCAAAUAAACUUUUUUUAUAUACUCAAUUCAGUGGUGCCCAUUGUAUUGUAUAUUUUUUCAUAAUUCAUCUAUUAUCAUCUGUUAUUAUAACUAUUAUAUAGUGAGUUUUGUUGUAAUUUAAAUCAGUUUUACUAUCCAUUAUAUUUAUUUUUUUAUCUGUGAAUGAAUGAGAUUUGGGAAUGGACAUGAAAAAUAUGAGCACAUAUUUUUGCUUUUAUUUGUCUUCAUUAUCAAAAAUCUGUUGUAAUAAUUUUUCACCAAAAAAAUAAACAAAUAAUAGCAAUUUCUGUGAUUAUUGAUAGUUCUAAAUUUAUUUUUCUAAUCAUUAAUUUAAAAAAAAAAUCGAACAUU